Messenger RNA from Ananas comosus (pineapple), 1797 nucleotides. Its product is annotated as catalase isozyme B. Gene Ontology annotation, biological process: hydrogen peroxide catabolic process; response to hydrogen peroxide. The transcript is spliced from 8 exons. The record is from RefSeq and is a predicted model, not a curated record. Gene Ontology annotation, molecular function: catalase activity; heme binding. The coding region runs from base 137 to 1615 and encodes 492 amino acids. Gene Ontology annotation, cellular component: cytoplasm; plasma membrane; peroxisome. NCBI's taxonomy places the organism in Eukaryota, Viridiplantae, Streptophyta, Magnoliopsida, Poales, Bromeliaceae.
UUCAUCUCAUAAAUUAAUGGCGAGUCGAGGUACAUAUAAACCCUAUCACGCAAAAUAAGUUUCGUUCUUAUCCAAUUUAAUUGUAGAGAGAGAGAGGGAGAGGGAGAGGGAGAGGGAGAGAGAUCUCUGAUCAGCCAUGGAUCCUUACAAGUAUAUCCCCUCGAGCGCCCACAAUUCCAGUUUCUGGACCACCAACUCCGGUGCGCCCGUUUGGAACAACAAUUCGUCGCUCACCGUUGGAUCUCGAGGACCUAUACUUUUGGAGGAUUAUCACUUGAUUGAGAAGCUCGCUCAGUUUGAUAGGGAGAGAAUCCCUGAGCGAGUUGUUCAUGCUAGGGGAGCCAGUGCCAAGGGUUUCUUUGAGGUCACUCAUGAUAUUUCCCACCUUACCUGCGCCGACUUCCUUCGGGCACCAGGUGUUCAAACUCCAGUUAUCGUACGCUUCUCUACUGUUAUUCAUGAACGUGGGAGCCCUGAAACCUUGAGGGACCCACGUGGGUUUGCAGUGAAGUUCUACACUAGAGAGGGCAAUUUUGAUCUUGUUGGAAACAAUUUCCCAGUGUUUUUUGUCCGUGAUGGAAUGAAAUUCCCCGACAUGGUCCAUGCUCUUAAACCGAACCCUAAAUCCCACAUCCAGGAGAACUGGAGAAUCGUUGACUUCUUCUCACAUCACCCCGAGAGUUUGCACAUGUUCGCCUUCCUCUUUGAUGAUGUUGGCGUUCCUUUAAACUACAGGCACAUGGAUGGCUUUGGUGUCAACACUUACACACUACUCAGUAAGGAUGGAAAGGCUCACUAUGUCAAAUUCCACUGGAAACCGACUUGUGGUGUGAAGUGCUUGUUGGAGGAUGAAGCUAUAACUGUAGGAGGCAGUAAUCAUAGCCACGCCACUAAGGAUUUGUAUGAUUCUAUUCAAGCUGGGAAUUACCCAGAAUGGAAACUUUUCAUUCAGACUAUAGACCCGGACCAUGAAGAUAGGUUUGAUUUUGACCCUCUUGAUGUGACCAAGACAUGGCCAGAAGACAUUAUUCCUCUCCAGCCAGUUGGAAGGAUGGUCUUGAAUAAGAACAUUGAUAACUUCUUUGCCGAGAAUGAGCAGCUUGCUUUUUGCCCAGCUAUUGUGGUGCCUGGAAUUCAUUAUUCAGAUGAUAAACUUCUCCAGACUAGAAUAUUCUCCUAUGCUGAUACGCAGAGGCACCGCUUGGGGCCAAAUUAUUUGAUGCUUCCUGUGAAUGCACCGAAAUGUGCUCAUCACAACAAUCAUCAUGAUGGGUUUAUGAAUUUUAUGCGCCGGGAUGAAGAGGUUAAUUAUUUCCCUUCGAGAUUUGAUCCAGUUCGACAUGCUGAGAGGUUCCCAAUUCCUCCCUGCGUUCUCUCUGGAAGGCGUGAAAGAUGCGUAAUUGAGAAGGAGAAUAAUUUCAAACAGCCUGGGGAGAGAUAUCGGUCAUUCGAUCCAGACAGGCAAGAGCGCUUCAUCCAGCGUUGGGUCGAUGCUUUGACUGAUCCGCGGGUCACCCACGAGCUCCGCAGUAUCUGGAUCUCAUACUGGUCCCAGUGCGACCAGUCUCUGGGUCAGAAAUUGGCGACUCGGCUCAGCGUCAAACCAAACAUGUAAAGUUGGGAAUGGCAGCUUCGUGUGAUAGUCAACGUGUCAGCAUGCUGAGUCCAAUAUCAAGCAGUGUUACAGAAAGAAAUAAAUGAUGUAAUAACGUGCACCUUUCUUCACAUGUUUUGUAUUGUGUUUCAGAACCAUCUUCGUUCUCCUCUGCAUUCUUGCUGUAGCUGUUAUAUUUGCGA